CUUUAAUGCCAUUUAUUAUUUCAUGUUUGGUGGUAUUAUCGGAUACCAUUUGAAAGAUCAAAUUGGAGUAUUGCCCGGACAACCAAAUGUUAAUUUCAGGCAUUUUUCUGGGUAUAUCGACGUUGAUCCAAAUGCUGGAAGAAGUUAUUUCUAUUAUUUUGUUGAAGCCGAAAACGAUCCAUUGAAUCGACCCCUCACUGUUUGGUUAAAUGGAGGACCGGGUUGCAGUUCGGUUGGAGAUAGCUUUGUCGGUGCUGGUCCUUUCAUUACUACAAAUAAUGCUCGUGGCCUUAAGAGAAACCCCCAUGCUUGGAACAGAGUGUCAAAUAUGUUGUUUAUUGAUUCACCUGUUGGGUCUGGAUGGUCGUAUUCCAACACAUGGAGUGAUUAUCUUGCCGGAGAUUCUAGUACGAAUGAUGAUUUGGUUACAUUCAUACGGAAAUGGUUUGAAAGGUUCCCAAUUUUCAAAUAUAGAGAAUUAUAUCUCGGGGGAAUAGGUUACGCAGGACACUUCGUACCCAACUUGGCCAAGACUUUACUUCGAGAAAACAAUGAAACAAGGAAAUACGAGUUUAACGUCAAAGGAAUAGCAUUGAGUAAUCCGGUUCUUCGGCUUAAGUUAGAUCUUCUUGCGGAACACGAGUUAUAUGUGUCGAAAGGGAAGAGUCCUAAUAAAUUGUACCAACAAGUUUUGAAACACUGCAAUGGGAUCAAUGAAGACAAUUAUUCCGACGAUAUUAUCCCAUGGUCCAAAUUAUGCCAGCUGCCUAUGAGUAAAUCUUUAAUGGUUGCUUUUAAUGUAUCUUCACUUUCAGAAGCUAAGAAAAGACAAUUUGAUCUCCGUCGUACUCAGUGCGAUGGAAAAAUCGAAGAUCUUAACUCCGGAAAAGAGGUUACUAAAAUUGACGAUGGAGUCGAUAUGUGUCUUCCUUUAAGGACAGAUUUCUAUUUUAAUAUUCCAGAAGUUCAAAAAACUUUCCGCGGAAAUCGAACCAACUCGAGAUUUCAUUGGAAGGGCUGUUUCCAGCAGAGUGGCCUCAAUUACAGCAUAUUUGACAAGGAUAUGGACAUGCUUCCGACAUUGAAGGAAAUUCUCCUACAGUCUGUUCCUGUUACCAUAUUCAGUGGAGAUGAAGAUGGGAUAAUCCCGAUGACUGGAACCUUAAAACAUGUUAAGAAACUGGCCAAGGUUAUGAAGUUGAAUUUGACCAGAAAUGAAACUUGGCUUCAUGAGAAGGAGGAAGGAGGGUGGGUAUACUCGUACGAAAAUAAUCUAUUGACUUUCAUGUCAGUAAAAGGAGCUAAUCAUCACGUGCCGAUGUCUAAACCAUCUGAAGCCUUGUUUAUCUUUACUAAUUAUGUGAUCACUCCAUCAAUGUUAAUUGAAUAA
This is a messenger RNA of Hibiscus syriacus, 1390 nucleotides long. RefSeq names its product serine carboxypeptidase-like 44. The transcript has 10 exons. The record is from RefSeq and is a predicted model, not a curated record. Lineage: Eukaryota; Viridiplantae; Streptophyta; Magnoliopsida; Malvales; Malvaceae. Gene Ontology annotation, molecular function: serine-type carboxypeptidase activity. Gene Ontology annotation, biological process: proteolysis. Bases 23 to 1390 code for a protein of 455 amino acids.